AUGGGUCGCUUGGUCUUCUCUCACUUCCUCACCAUCUCCAACUCUUCUCCACGCUUAGCAACCUCACUGUGCUAUGGUGGAUUUCAAAUCAGGCGCUGGAAAAGACCUAGUUCAAUUCCUCAACAUCGGCUUCUAAGCGCGCGUAAUGGCUCUGGUUUUCGGUGCUGCUGUAGCGCUUCGCUCUUGCAAUCCGCUGGUCCAGAGACUUCUCCGAGCUCUGUAAAAAAGAGGAUAGUGUCUGGAGUCCAGCCGACGGGUUCUAUUCACCUAGGGAAUUAUCUUGGAGCCAUAAGAAACUGGAUUCUGUUGCAGAAUACAUACGAUACUUUCUUUUUCAUUGUGGACCUCCAUGCGAUUACAUUGCCGUAUGAUGCACAACAACUAUCCAAGGCAACAAGGGAUACCGCAGCUCUUUAUUUGGCAUGUGGAGUGGACACCUCCAAGGCAUCUGUCUUUGUGCAGUCUCAUGUUCGUGCCCAUGCAGAGUUGAUGUGGCUUUUAAGCUCUGUCACACCUGUUGGUUGGCUUAAUAAAAUGAUUCAGUUUAAAGAGAAAUCACGAAAGGCGGGGGAUGAAAAUGUGGGUGUUGGUCUGUUGACUUACCCUGUUUUGAUGGCUUCUGAUAUUCUUUUAUAUCAGUCUGACUUUGUCCCAGUUGGUGAAGAUCAAAAGCAGCAUUUGGAGUUGACACGUGAGCUAGCGGAGCGUGUUAAUCACUUAUAUGGCGGAAGGAAAUGGAAAAAAUUGGGAGGGCGAGGUGGUUCAGUUUUUAAGGUUCCUGAGCCUCUUAUACCACCAGUUGGAGCACGAGUGAUGUCCCUUACUGAUGGUCUUUCCAAGAUGUCCAAGUCUGCGCCUUCUGAUCAGUCCCGGAUCAAUCUUCUUGACCCUAAAGAUGUAAUAGCAAACAAAAUAAAGAGGUGCAAAACUGACUCAUUUCCAGGCAUGGAAUUUGAUAAUCCUGAAAGGCCUGAGUGCAACAAUCUUCUCUCAAUAUAUCAGCUGAUUUCGGGAAAGACGAAAGAGGAAGUUGCAGAAGAAUGCCGAGAUAUGAACUGGGGCACAUUUAAGUCACUCCUAGCUGAUGCGCUGAUUGAUCAUCUGCAACCCAUCCAGGUUCGCUACGAGGAAAUCAUUUCUGACUCAGCUUAUUUGGAUGGAAUUUUGGCGGAAGGUGCUAUGAAAGCUGCAGGUAUAGCUGAUGCUACACUCAAUAAUGUCUACCAGGCAAUGGGAUUCUUGCAGAGAUGA
This is a messenger RNA of Prunus armeniaca (apricot), 1251 nucleotides long. Lineage: Eukaryota; Viridiplantae; Streptophyta; Magnoliopsida; Rosales; Rosaceae. The record is from the annotation of a GenBank genome assembly.